UUUUUUCUUCCCCUCUUGUCGUUUUGGGUUUCUCUUCUUAUAUCAAAUUAAACCUACGUCGUUUUGGGUUUCUCUUGUUAUAUAUCAAAACUACGUCGUUGCCGUCCUCGCUUCUCUCUUUCAUUCGCUUCAGCCGUUGUUGUUCUCCCAAGACAGACUCUUCUCUUCUCUCUCUCUCUCUCUCACGCGGACGCCGCUGCUUCUCUUCAUUGUUGCUGGCUUUCUCGACCUCUCUCUUUAUUUUGGUAUUAAAAAAAUUAAAAUAAAAAUCUAGGUCUGUAGCAUCAGUUUGUUACAAUGCCGAAAAAAACUUCUUCUAAAAAGGCUAGGCAAGUGCAAGAAAAUAAUAAUGCUGUGGAAGAAGAAAAACCCUCUCUGGUGACAAAGAAGAGUUCUUCCAGAAAGGCUAAGCAAAUGCAAGAAAAUAAUAAUGCUGUGGAAGAAGAAAAUCCCUCUCCAGUGACAAAAAAGAGUUCUUCCAAAAAGGCUAAACAAAUGCAAGAAAGUAAUAAUGCUGUGGAAGAAGAAAAACUCUCUUUGGUGCAGAAAAAGGCUGUUAGUGAAAUCGAUGAAAUCUUUGCAGGAAAGAAAAGGAAGAAGUCUGAAUCUGAAAAGCCUAAUGAAGAAGCAGCUGGAAAUCCUAAGAAGACUAAGAAAAAGAAGAAGGAUAAAGGUUCUAAUGAUAGUGAGUUCGCUGAGCCACCUUCCCGGCCUAGAAAAAGAACAAAUGAUGGGUUUACUGUUUACACAGAAGAGGAGUUGGGUAUUAAUAAGUCUGAUGCUGGAUGUACCCCAUUAUGUCCAUUUGAUUGUUCUUGUUGUUUUUGAGGAUACAUGCAAAAAUCUGUUGGGUGUAGUUGCUUCCUUUGAUCCAGUGAAUCUCUGAGAUUUUCAUGCAGUCUUGUAACUUUUCAUUUGCUGUUUUGUUGCUAUAAUUUGAGGGUAUUGGAGCACAGCUUUCUUCUGCCUUGUACACUAGAACUAGAUUACAUUACUUUUUAUCUUAUUCAAUCAA
Messenger RNA from Quercus robur (English oak), 1015 nucleotides. RefSeq lists its product as uncharacterized. The record is from RefSeq and is a predicted model, not a curated record. NCBI's taxonomy places the organism in Eukaryota, Viridiplantae, Streptophyta, Magnoliopsida, Fagales, Fagaceae. The coding region runs from base 298 to 828 and encodes 176 amino acids. The transcript is spliced from 2 exons.